Talaromyces rugulosus is the source of this 1530-nucleotide messenger RNA. RefSeq lists its product as uncharacterized. Bases 1 to 1530 code for a protein of 509 amino acids. The record is from RefSeq and is a predicted model, not a curated record. Gene Ontology annotation, molecular function: DNA-binding transcription factor activity, RNA polymerase II-specific; zinc ion binding. The transcript has 4 exons. NCBI's taxonomy places the organism in Eukaryota, Fungi, Ascomycota, Eurotiomycetes, Eurotiales, Trichocomaceae. Gene Ontology annotation, biological process: regulation of DNA-templated transcription.
AUGGUUGGUGUUGCAGGUAAAUCGAAAGGGUGUCAUACCUGCCGAAAGCGCAAAAUCAAGUGUGAUCUGAGUAGACCAACGUGUGGGCAGUGUGCAAGAGGUUCCUGGAAAUGCGAGGGCUAUAAAAAGCCAGUCGUUUUCCUCAACGAAUACUCGACGACCUAUCAGGCGUCUUCUACCCGUUCGCCAAUUGCCAGCCAGGAUGCUGGUAUAAAGGGAUUGUCCGUUACACAGAAUAAUCAACAGCUGCUCUCAUCCGAACAGGCUGUGCGAUCUAGAGAAGAAAAAUUGAACCUGCAGCUGUUUUCUCAUGCUGUCAACACGGCUCAAUAUGACCAAAUCUUGGCUUCCUUUGUGACGUUCUGCUUGCCGACACAGACUUCCGAAGAAGUGCCUCUAGCGUGGCUAUCUUCGCUAGCUAGGGAACCGAAAAAGUCAAGAGCUUUGCUAUUGUCUUCAGCCAGCUUAGGCUAUGGCUGGAUGGGACAUGUGGAAAACCGCGUGGAUGUGUCGAACAACGGGCGUAGGUUCUAUAGCCAGGCUCUGGGACGCCUCCGCUCUACUUUGUCCCAGCCGGCGCUCAUCUCCGAUUUGCUCCCAACUAUUCUGAUGCUGCUUUUGUAUGAGAUUUUUGAAUAUGGGACCCAGUCUAGUGCUGGCUGGAUAUCGCAUACUGAGGGAAUAGAGACGGUUCUACGGUUACGCGGCUCGCAUCCUUUUACCGAUAGUUUGGAGUUUCAAAUGUUCCAUUUCUAUCGAACAGUCGGUAUUUUAAAAGGUUUGACGACUCGCAAAUCCUGCUUUCUUUCGAAUACAGAAUGGGCCUAUACUUGGUUUCCGGGCCACACAAAGAAUCGGUUUGAUGAAUUACUCGAUUUGGCUGUCAUAGCUCCAGGUCUUUUAGACCAGGCAGACAAUAUACCAGCUCACGACACGGAAACACAAAGCGCACUAGUUCUACGAAUCUCAACCUUGAUACACCAGUUAAAGAUAUGGGAAGAAUCCAAGAACGUCCGUCUUCCGCAAGGACCGCCACAUGCAUUUAUCAGCAGUAGUGCGUCGAUGAUGGUCACUGACCAAAUGCAACCUCGUGUCCAUCGGUACCCGAGCAAGCACCCUCAAUCUCUAGGCAUUGCUUUUGAUGAACUUCAGUCCGCGCGCUGGCUACUCUUUGAGUGGGCGAUCGCCCUCAUGCUGUACACGGCUUUAUACAGCAAGCCCAGUCUCUCGGAUUGUCUCAAAGAUGAGAGCAUCCUUGGGUUUCUCUCAUGUGCAUAUAUUAAGCUCACGGUCCAGGAAGCCGACCUUCUAACGGAAAAGAUCAUGAUGUGGGCCGACUUUUGCUCACAAAAUGCAUGGCAGAGCUUUGGGCCAGCAAUUGCUAUUAUCAGUAUAAAAGCUGCUAUACAAUGGUAUAAGCUCAGACAAAGAACACAAUUGGCGAAUCUGUUGCCUAUUGAUGCCCAGCAUCAGCUGAAAAAGUGCCAUUCUAUGUUGAAUCAUAUGACAUAUUGUGAUCGUUUCUCAUAG